AUGACUUUUUUUACCACGAAUAAUCCAAUUCAAAAGGAUCUAAAGGAAGCGAGCGAACAACUUCAACAGCAAAUCUCGAAUGCCUCAAAUUAUCAAUUAUCUCAAGUCAAUCAAUCAAUUUCGCAAGUCAGUGCUGGAAUGAUCAAAGUGCAAAAAUCUCUUGAGGUGACUAAACCACCCGAAACGCGAGGCAAUAUAAAAUCACUAGAAAGAGAAUUAAAAUCCUUUAAAGAACAUGCAAUGAAAUUCGAUUCCAGUUUUGUUCCCUUAGUUACUUUACCUAAAGAAGAGUGGCCUUCUGCUAAAUAUGUAGCUAAAUAA
Messenger RNA from Ambispora gerdemannii, 321 nucleotides. Lineage: Eukaryota; Fungi; Glomeromycota; Glomeromycetes; Archaeosporales; Ambisporaceae. The record is from the annotation of a GenBank genome assembly.